GACCUUUCACCCGCGACCAGCGGUCCCGGGCGGCAGCACAAGGCGGAAACCAUGGCGGAGGCGGCGGCUGCAGCAGGCGAAACGGGUUCGGGCUCUGGCUCUGCAGCGCACGGGGACCAGGAGCGGGACCGACACCGCGCCGAACGGAGGCUGCGGGUUCUCUCAGGCCAUCUGCUGGGCCGGCCCCGGGAAGCUUUGGGUACCAAUGAAUGCAAAGCUCGGAGAGCCGCUUCCGCGCCCACAGCGGCGCCCACGGCUACUCCCGCCGCGCAGGAGUCUGGCAUCAUCCCCAAAAAGCGGCAAGAAGUUAUGAAAUGGAAUGGAUGGGGAUACAGUGAUUCCAAGUUCAUCUUCAAUAAGAAGGGCCACGCUGAGUUGACCGGGAAAAGGUACUCUCUUAGUGGCGUGCCUUUACCAACUUUUAAAGAUUGGAUCCAAAAGAACCUUGGAGUAAGUUUGGAGCAUAAAACUACCUCUAAAGCCUCCUUAAAUCCUAGUGAUACACCUCCUUCUAUUGUAAAUGAAGAUUUUCUUCAUGACCUUAAAAAAACUAAUAUUUCAUAUUCACAAGAAGCAGAUGAUCGAGUAUUUAGAGCUCAUGGUCAUUGUCUUCAAGAGAUAUUUUUGCUCAGGGAAGGAAUGUUUCAGCGAAUUCCUGAUAUUGUUUUAUGGCCAACAUGUCAUGAUGAUGUAGUUAAGAUUGUGACUCUAGCGUGCAAAUAUAACCUUUGUAUCAUACCAAUUGGUGGAGGAACAAGUGUUUCAUAUGGCUUGAUGUGUCCUGCAGAUGAGACAAGAACAAUUAUUUCUUUGGAUACUUCACAAAUGAACCGAAUCCUAUGGGUUGAUGAAAACAAUCUGACAGCUCACGUAGAGGCUGGCAUAACUGGACAAGAGUUGGAAAGACAGCUUAAAGAAAGUGGUUAUUGUACAGGUCAUGAACCAGAUUCCCUGGAAUUCAGCACUGUGGGAGGAUGGGUAUCUACUCGGGCAUCAGGCAUGAAGAAGAAUAUCUAUGGCAAUAUUGAGGAUCUGGUGAUUCAUAUAAAAAUGGUAACACCUAGAGGUAUAAUAGAAAAAAGCAGUCAAGGACCUCGUAUGUCAACAGGCCCUGAUAUCCAUCACUUCAUCAUGGGAUCUGAAGGAACUCUUGGUGUGAUAACAGAAGCAACAAUAAAAAUAAGACCAAUCCCUGAAUACCAAAAGUAUGGCUCAGUAGCUUUCCCUAAUUUUGAACAAGGAGUAGCCUGUUUAAGAGAAAUUGCAAAACAGAGAUGUGCUCCUGCAUCUAUUCGCCUCAUGGACAACCACCAGUUUCAUUUUGGUCAUGCUCUUAAACCUCAGGUUUCCUCUAUUUUUACAUCAUUUUUGGAUGGAUUGAAAAAGUUUUAUAUUACAAAGUUUAAAGGAUUUGAUCCCAAUCAGCUAAGUGUAGCUACGUUACUGUUUGAGGGGGACCGUGAGAAGGUUCUUCAACAUGAAAAGCAAGUUUAUGACAUUGCUGCAAAAUUUGGGGGGUUGGCAGUUGGUGAGGAUAAUGGACAGAGAGGUUAUUUGUUAACCUAUAUCAUUGCAUACAUUCGAGACUUGGGUUUAGAAUACUAUGUAAUAGGAGAAUCCUUUGAGACUUCUGCUCCUUGGGACAGGGUUGUAGAUCUCUGUAGAAAUGUAAAAGAAAGAAUAAGAAGGGAAUGCAAAGAGAGGGGCGUUCAGUUUGUGCCUCUUUCUACAUGCAGGGUGACGCAGACUUACGAUGCAGGUGCAUGUAUCUACUUCUAUUUUGCCUUUAACUACAGGGGAAUUAGUGACCCACUGACUGUGUUUGAACAAACUGAGGCAGCUGCUAGAGAAGAAAUCCUCGCUAAUGGUGGGAGCCUGUCACAUCACCAUGGAGUGGGCAAGUUACGGAAGCAGUGGCUAAAGGAAAGUAUCUCUGAUGUCGGCUUUGGGAUGCUGAAGUCUGUCAAGGAAUAUGUGGACCCCAAUAACAUCUUUGGAAACAGAAAUCUUUUAUAAAUUCAUUACUAUAGUUAUAAAAAUGUCACUUUUUUUUUAAGUCUUCAGCUGUGGUUAUACCAGUAAUCAAAUAUAUCAUGGACUGUAUUUUGGCUACAUUUGUUUGUUGGUUUAAAACAAGUUUGUUUUCAUUCUGUAGUUUGUUUUUUGUUUCUACAGCUAUGGAUUGACGGAAGGUAUUUCUAAAUCUCUAAUUGUAGGUGCAUCAGUUUACAGCCAAUUGGUUGUCAUUGCAAGUUUUAGUCAAGGCCCCACACGGCUGCCAGUUGUUAUUUAGGGGGAAGAUGCUGCCAGCUAUUAUGUAUUGAAACUUCCUUUUGGAGAACAAAGGCAGAUUUUGGUGUCAUUUGUUGCUUACCUAUACCCUUUAUAAAAGAACGUUUCUGGGAAGCAGAUCUCCAGGGAAAGAUUCCACUGAAGAGUCAUAUACAUGUACGUUUUUUUUUUUAAGAGUACAUUAUAGUAUGAUAGGCGGUAGACCAUUAAGGGAGGAUGUUCUUGAAAAAAAAUAUAGGCCACCUAUUAUUUAGGACGUUUUCAGUUCUGUAAGGUGCUUGGCCUGCAUUUUACUUUGUAAUUAGUAUACUGAAAUAAUACCUUAAAUCGUCUGUAUACAAAUUAUACUUUUAGAGGAUAUGUUUUUGUUCUCCAUGUUUCUGUUUCUACUGUAUUUGUAUCACUGAGGUAAACUGUUGUUAAAUCUAGUUCAUUCCUAAUGUUUUUUAAGAAGAGCUGACUUACCAUUCAUUGUACGUGAAGAACAGGUUUACCGUGAAAUGAAUGCCUUUAUUCAUCUUAGAAUCCUGAUGUUUUUGGCUUCACUUUCAUGUUGCUGAGAUGCAGAAGAAAAAGCUACAACAGGAGCAGCAGAAAAGACUCAUUACGUUUAAUAUCUCCAGUUGAAAGAGUUGUCAGGCUAAACAAAUGCAGUCAUAAUUCAGCUAUUGAAUUUGAAAGCCUCAACAGUAUCAAUGGCAAAAGUCUUAUUUAAAAAAAAAAAUCCAAAUGGCAUGCUAAAUUUUCAUUCUGAAACUAAACUUUCAAUUUAGUUUUUAAUAAUGGUUUAAUGCCUUUUCUGAAUUACUGGUUUAACCUAAAUUUUAAAAUAUGUGAUAGAUUAAUGCAUAGACCAUAAUCAAAAGUUUGAAAUAUCAUAUUUCUUAAAUAAAUAGGGAGAAUAUUAAUCACAUUAGCAAACAGUUUUUACAUUCAACUCUGGAUAUUUAGAUAAGUGAAAUGAUUACUUUGAAUCACUGUCAAGGUUCAUGAUUCACAUUUUGAGAUGGGUUCUUUUCUUAAUGCAAUACCUAACUUUUGAUAAUUUUUUAAAUUAAUAUUUGAUCAGAUAAUGCAAGUCAAAAUGCAGACACUCCUUUACAAGGACACACUGUCUGUCUGUGUAGCAACAGCUCCAAAGUAUUUUUGGGCAGUUUGAUACCUUUUAUAUCUGAAGUAGCCUUAACCAGAAAAGUGAAAAUUUAAAAUUGACAAACAGUAUUUUUAAGACUUCAAAAUGAUAAAUAAUUUUUACCUAUUAAAAUUGGCCUCAAACUAAUAAGCUUAAUCUGUAAACAAAAUGAAAUUAAAUAUGAGUUUAAGAACAAAAACUAAAUAUUUAUUUAUUAGAAGCUGCCUCUUUCUUCAUUGGUGAUUUAUUUUUAAUUAUAAAAUUUCCAGCAGGUCUUUGCUUUAAAGCUCUUAAUUUUUGAAAUAGAUGGACACUUAAUGAGAAAAUUGCCUCUGGAAUUAUAAAAAGCUCAGCUUUAUAGAAUGCAUCUAUUCAUGAAGGUAAUUUCUCUAAUUGAUGAUCAAAAUGUAAAACUAAGUAAGGUACUAAUAUCUCACUGGAAGUGUAUACAUGUUUCUGAAUAAUUUUUUAAAUAAAACAUACAGAUUCAUAAGCAGAUCCAUUCCCUUGCAUGUGAUUGUUAUAACAUUCUUUCCCAGGGAGUUCAGAUUUUGACAGCUUCAGAAAUCUGUAUUUGAUAUUAGGAAACUAUAAAUGUAACACAUGAAAUUGUUGGGUUUACUAUUCUACAUGAACUCUAUGGAAGCAAGUGAUCUAUGUCUUUGUUUUUCUUUUUCCAUGUAUGCAGGACUCCCCAACCUUCUUUUAUAAUUGUGACUACAUUUUGUAGUUGAAUCAUUUCUAUAAGGAUCAUUUUGAAACACACGAACAUUCAUUAGUACUGUUUCACUCUGAUUUAGUAAAUCAGAAAACCUUUACCCCACUUUCACACUCUUUCUUUUUAAAGGUGCCUCAGUAAAUAUUUAGUGUGUGGAGGACUGAGUUCAUGAAUAUGCACAGAAGAACUUAAACUUUGCCUCUUAACUCUUAAAUAUCUGAAAAUGGCUUCGUAAAAAUUAAAGCCAGGAGAACAUUAUUUAAGGCUUCUUUUUGAAUUAGUUUGUAUUAAAUAUUAAAAGUCCAUAGCCUGUUUGGUUUUCAGCACUGUGUAACACUGACUUGACUUGUAUUUCAAUAUUUUACUUAAAUUUUACAGUGUCACAUUUGGUUGGAGUUUCAGUGAGAAUGGGAACUUCCUGAUAGUGAGGAAUGGAAUUGAAUAGUAAAGACUCAGAAUGAACAAGACUUCUUGACCCCUAGAGAAACCGUUGCCUUAAUGUUUGGUGCAAUUUACAGUACAUAAGAAAAUUUAGUCUUAUAUGAAGUAACUUGGAUGUUUUUAGUUUAGAAAGGAUUGCGGAAGCCAAUGAUAAUUUUGCCCUUCAUUUUACCACAAAGAAAGAUUAAAUUGUUUCCUCUUCUGGAGAAUUUGGCCUAAACAGUGCUUACAUACCAUAGUCCAUAACUUAAAAGCUGGUAGCCUUCUAAUGUGUAUGGCUGUAUUGCUGUAUUUUGGAAAACAAAAGGACAAUGAAGGAUUCACUUCCAUUGGUAUGUAUACUGUAUCAGAUACAGAUGGCUGCAAAGAAACUUUAAAAAAAUAUAUUCUGUUGGUAACUACUAAGUCCUAGCUUGCAUUUUUGAAAAUGUAUUUCUGCUUGUUGGCCCUAGAGAUUUUCCUUUGUUAUAUUCUUUUAUAGCUACAACUCCCUAACCAUAGAUGCUUAAUCAGAGAAGCUCUGUGGUCUCAAGCUGAAAUCUCUUACCCAGGCUGUUCAAAUGGGGCUGGCUUUUAUUGAGCUACUAUUCUGUAUGAAUGUAGAACCCAAACAGUUAUUUACUACGGAUUGCUUCACAGAAUGCAUGUGCUGCUUGUGCUUGAGGUAGCCAAAAUGGAAGGCUGUGAAAAGCAUAUUUACAUUUUAAGAAACAUUGAGACAGAAGUUAAAGACAACUUUAAUAGCUUUUUGUUUACCAUUUAAUCUUUCACAAUGUUGAUUUUAAUUAGGAUGUAGUUUGUAGUGGGGAGAAAAGCCAGAAAUCGCAAGAGCUGGUUUGAGAUUGAAGAAUCUAGCAUGUGUUGCCUUUAGCUUUAUGGGUUAUGGAAGCUUGGCUUUGCUGAAGGUGCCGUGUUCCUAAAUGAACCACAUCACAGGUCAAUAUAUUCAUUUAAUUCUAAUUAAUUUCAAUUUCCUGAAAAAGAAACAACUUAUAUUUUGAUCUGGAAUCCAGAAUGUGUAACAGGUUUUCUGUUGAAAAUACAGUGUCUCAUAUGUAGGAUGUAAGUUUAAGUUACUCAGAUUUCUGCUUCCUAAGCCAAACGGUAUUUGUCUUUAGUGUGAAAUUCAACUGUAAAAACUACUUGUGAUGUUAAGAGAUUAUAGAAAUUUAUAUUAUUAAUAAAAAGGACUUGGGUCUAAGAUUUUUUCUGCUUCAAAGGGAGUGUGAAACUUUAUUCUGUUUGUAUAUGGGUUUUUCUUUCAACUUGUUUUUCAUCGUCCAUAUUUCCACUGAUUUGAAAGUGGAAAAUUAAUUUUUAUAAUUUCAUUGACAUAGCAUUAAUCACAUAGUGCAACCUAAAUAUAAUUAAAUCCCUUUGGAUUCAUAGCUAAGAAUAUUAAUUUUAGUAGGUUUUAUCAAUCACUAUUUUUAAAAUCGAUGUUAUAUUCCUAGGAGGUGUGUAGUCUCCUGUGAACCUAAAGUAUUCCCUUUUGAACCUUGGAGGAUCCACAAAGAUUGGGCAUUAUUAUGCUCUACUAACCACAACAAUUAAUUCCUUAACAAACAUGAGGAAGGACCACUGAUAUAAAGAACACUCAAGCCAAAGACCCAUCACAGAGUUAAGUAAUUUUGGUUCAAAUUAAAGAUUUCUUUUUUGACUCCCAAAGGAGAUUGUUUUAUAUCUUUUUUCCAAAAGGAAGAAAAAUAAUACAUUAUCAUUCAAAACAUUUUUCAGAGACUCUGAACUUCCAAAUCUGAGAGAGAAAGGGAAAACAAUCUAUUUUAGUGUGUAUUUCUAAGCAAUAUGUAUACAUAUUUUUAAGGCAUCUUAUUGUUGGUAGUGUUUUUGUUUUUGUUUUCAUGAAGAACAUGAGCACCCUAUAAAAUAUGUUGUUUAAUCCUUAAAGUAAUCUUGUUCAUGUAUCCAAAAGGGGCGUGAAAUGCUUGUACUGGUAUAAAGUUUCUAUAUGUAAUUACUUUUUGAGCUACUUGAAGAAUAUCCCCAAAAGCUCACAGUGCCUUCUUAGGAAUUUUUUUUUUUUUCCAUGAAACAGUCAUUAUUUAAAAUGAGUGGGAGAAGAUAGGUCUUCAAAGACAGAGGUUGCUUAGAGGUCUGAGUUUAUUCUCUUCAGGAUCAUGUCCGGCAUUAAGUAGUUUUAUGUAGAAACAUGGGUCCUCCUUCCCACAGUGUUGAUUUGGAUCUAGCAUACUAAUUGUAUGGUGGACCUAUACUUUCACACACAUCUAAUCGGUUAAUGGGAUUUAUAUGUACUUUCCAUUCCUACAUUUUCAUUCCUACUGUCCAAACGUAGUAGCCCUAAGAUGGCCUGGUGAAUGGGGCCUACUCACCCAGUCCCUGAGACAAUUGCUACAUGCUUGUGGAAGUUUGCUCACAAAGCCCCCUGAGUAGCAGAGCCUGUGAGGGGUUUCUGUUUCUUUGGUUGUGUGCCAGUCCUUUUUUGUGUGAUGGUGCCUUCAGAAUUAUAAAUAUUUCUGUUCCUCGGCAGUGAAAAAUCCUAUGAGAAAUAAGUAUAGGUUAAUUUUCUUAAUUUUUGUCCUUUCUGCUAAGCCUUUGAAAUACUUUGGCUCUGAUACUACUUGACUUGAAUAAUAACUUAUCCUGAGUCUUCCUCUAAGGCAGUACAUAUUCCUACCAGUACUGUAGUAAUCUUUUGGGAACUACAUGUGGGUAAGCACUUGUAUGUAAGUCAUUAUAUUGCUGUAACUAAUGCAUUCAAACAAUUCUUCUCUUUACAUUUAUAGUCUAAAAGUGGAUGUGUAGUGGGAAGGAAAAUUCUUGGGAGAUUCCAGCAUAGCUUUGUCAAUUCAUACUGAGCCAUACUGUUUUCUACAAGGGCUCAACGCAUAGUCUAUAUACUGUGCUUUCAGUGUAUGUUCAGAUUCUUCUUUUAUUGGUUUUCUUAGACUGUACUGUUCCAUAAGCAAAUACCCAUGUGUAAUUUUUAAGAUGUGUUGGGAAAAAAAAUAAAACAAUACCGAAACCA
This is a messenger RNA of Choloepus didactylus (southern two-toed sloth), 7590 nucleotides long. It is a transcript of the gene AGPS, whose product is annotated as alkylglycerone phosphate synthase. The transcript has 20 exons. The record is from RefSeq and is a predicted model, not a curated record. The coding region runs from base 52 to 2016 and encodes 654 amino acids. Gene Ontology annotation, biological process: lipid biosynthetic process. Lineage: Eukaryota; Metazoa; Chordata; Mammalia; Pilosa; Megalonychidae. Gene Ontology annotation, molecular function: FAD binding; alkylglycerone-phosphate synthase activity.